Messenger RNA from Camellia sinensis, 714 nucleotides. The record is from RefSeq and is a predicted model, not a curated record. Lineage: Eukaryota; Viridiplantae; Streptophyta; Magnoliopsida; Ericales; Theaceae.
AUGGAGUGUAAUAUUUCAGAUGUACAAGGGGUGGAUCACCAACAACAUAUUUUGAAGGGAACCUUGGCAAGGGACAAAAGUCAUUUGCAUGAUGGGCACAAGCUGAACAUCGAAGAAGGUGUUGAAGACAACAAGAAGGGAGGCCUUCAGUCAGGGGAAACAUAUGAAACUGAAGAUAAAUACAGUCCUGAGCUUCAGUCAGUGGGCGUGAAGAACGUGGCGUGCGAUGUGCAUACUUCUCCUACUAAGCUUGGCAAACCAUUGGGAGCAACUGGAAUCGUUAGAGGAAGUGCAAAGGGAAGACGAAAAGGAAAAGGAAAAGGAAAAAUGCGCGAAAGUGGAGUUCAAGCCACUGAGGUCGGGGAUAUGCAAUUGUGCAUCGAUAGCAAAACAAAUAGUGGAGUUGACGACAUCAGUUCACCUGUGGAUGUUGAUGGUGUGGACAACGUGAACAAGGACUCGUUGACGAUGUUGGACAGCGAAGGGUUGUUAUCGGCGGAGGAACAAAAACUUCUUCACUAUGUAUUUGACGAUAGCAAAAAUGAAAUGGACAUUGUUGUUUCCAUGAAUCUUCAUGGACGGGCAUGUGAAGUUGGCACCCGGCGUGACAUGCGCUCGCUCAAACCAGGGUCGUGGCUAUCCGACACUGUUCAAACUAUGCACGACUUGCUGCAACUACACUUUCAAAAUGAUUAUGUUACAGAACAGCGGUAG